Mangifera indica (mango) is the source of this 1139-nucleotide messenger RNA. RefSeq names its product V-type proton ATPase subunit D-like. Gene Ontology annotation, molecular function: proton-transporting ATPase activity, rotational mechanism. The record is from RefSeq and is a predicted model, not a curated record. NCBI's taxonomy places the organism in Eukaryota, Viridiplantae, Streptophyta, Magnoliopsida, Sapindales, Anacardiaceae. Bases 169 to 954 code for a protein of 261 amino acids. The transcript has 2 exons. Gene Ontology annotation, cellular component: vacuolar membrane; proton-transporting V-type ATPase complex.
CCUUCAUUCACUUACAUUACAGACAGAUCCCCAUUUGAGCCAUGCCAGUGAAGUUUAAAGCGCCAUUUUGAGUGUGAAGACGAAUUGAAAUCGUAGUGGGUUGCGGCGUUCCCCGUAUCGUUUGUCUUCAAAAAUUUUCCCGGUUACGUCAACAGAUAAUCUGAGAAGAUGUCUGGGCAAAGCCAACGCUUGAAUGUAGUUCCAACAGUUACAAUGCUUGGAGUGAUGAAAAGUCGGCUUGUUGGGGCUACAAGAGGUCAUGCUCUUCUUAAGAAGAAGAGUGAUGCUUUAACAGUUCAAUUCCGUCAGAUUCUUAAAAAGAUUGUCACUACAAAGGAAUCAAUGGGAGAAGUAAUGAAAACCUCUUCCUUUGCCUUAACUGAAGCCAAGUAUGUUGCUGGUGAAAACAUCAAGCACGUUGUCCUUGAGAAUGUUCAAAAUGCCUCUCUUAAAGUUCGAUCUCGUCAAGAGAAUGUUGCUGGUGUCAAGCUUCCAAAGUUUGAGUAUUUCACAGAAGGUGAGACCAAGAAUGACCUUACUGGAUUAUCCAGAGGUGGCCAGCAGGUUCAACGCUGUCGUGCUGCCUAUGUCAAAGCAAUUGAGCUUCUUGUUGAGCUUGCUUCACUCCAGACUUCAUUUUUAACACUAGACGAGGCCAUUAAAACAACCAAUCGCAGGGUCAAUGCUCUAGAGAAUGUUGUUAAGCCUAGGUUGGAGAAUACCAUCAAUUACAUUAAGGGAGAGUUGGAUGAGCUUGAAAGGGAGGAUUUCUUUCGCUUAAAGAAGAUACAGGGUUAUAAGAAGAGGGAAAUCGAAAGACAGUUGGCUGCUGCCAAACAGUUCGCUGAGGAGCAGUUUGCUGAGAAGAUUUCUUUGCAGAAAGGCAUUUCAUUCAGUUCCGCACACAACUUGUUAUCUGUGGCUGCUAACAAGGAUGAGGAUAUAAUUUUCUGAUGGGGAGGUUUGUUUAUGUGGCUCUGUAUGUGCUGUUUGUUUUGUGGUGGAACAUUCAUAGUAAUAAUAUUUAGUACUCAAAAGAGGACAAUCUAAUACAUUGAAUAAGCUUUGUGUACGAUUCUAUUUAUUGUAUUGGUUUCAUUGAAUUGCCAGCAAUAUGCAGAUAAGAGUUUCCUGGUCUA